AUGAACUUCUCUUCGUCACCUUCUGCGAGAACUUCAGUCCGAUCAACAUGGAGAAAAUGGUGGUUAUGCAUCAACCGCCACCCGACUCUGCCUACGUCGCACCCCAAAAUCAACGUGAACGGCACCCAACUGCAGGUCGUGAACGACUUCACCUACCCGGGCAACACCCACUCCCGCACCACCAAGAUCGAUGAUGAAGUGGCCUGCCGGAUUUUCAAAGCCAGCCAAGACUUCAGCUGUCUGCAAAGCACCGUCAGGAACGGUCACGGUCUCCACCCAAACGCCAGACUGAAGAUGUGUACGGCGGUCAUCCUGCCAAUACUGCUGUAUGUAGCGGAGACCUGGAAGGUGUACAAGAAGCAGGCGCGAAGACUCAAUCGUUUCCACCUCAGCUGUCUCCGACACAUAAUGAAGCUGAGAUGGCAGGAUCGGAUUCCCGUCACGGAUCUACCGGAGCGGACGGGAAUUCUCAGCGCCUACGCCAUGCUGAGACAGCUGCAACUGCAUUGGAGCGGCCACCCCGUGUGGAUGGACGAGGGGCGGUUACCCAAACAACUCUUCUACGGAAAUGUCGCUAGGGGUUCCAGCCGCCAAGGAGGCCAAAUCCGUCGAUACAAGGACCCUUUGAAGACUUCCCUGAAGCGUCUGCAAAUCAACUCGGCCAACUGAAAAGACCCCGUCCGAGACCAACCGAUCUGGAGGACAGCGAAGAAGGACGCAGCGAUCUAUGAAGCCAACCGCAUCGCCGCCGCGAAAGCCAAACGAGAAGCACGCAAAUUUCAGCUGCGCCCGCCUCGCAAAGUCACCGCCCAACCGACCCCAACGUGUCCACGGUGUCAAAAGACAUUCCGGGCCCCAAAUGGACUUGUUGGACACCUUCGGACUUACUUUUGCACUCGGACUGCACCAACCGUCAUCUCUCUGUACACCUCUCCCUCGCCUCCUACACCGUUAACUAACACUGACCGCCCUCCCGCACCGCCACUGCCCUUCUCCUCCUCCUCCUCCUCCCCCAAUUCCUCAACGUCUGCCGUUGUGGCAUCUGCCACGUACAUCAAUAUUACCCACAAUCCUGAGACACUAACAAACGCCAACACCACCACCACCACCACCACCACCACCACCACCACCACCACCACCACCACCACCACCACCACCACCACCGUUGACACUGGUGAUGACGACCUGGUUUACACUCGUCCUCAUUAUGACCGCACCUUCGCCCCACGCAUCGGCCUAGUCGGCCACUAG
Messenger RNA from Spirometra erinaceieuropaei, 1251 nucleotides. NCBI's taxonomy places the organism in Eukaryota, Metazoa, Platyhelminthes, Cestoda, Diphyllobothriidea, Diphyllobothriidae. The record is from the annotation of a GenBank genome assembly.